Messenger RNA from Camellia sinensis, 1096 nucleotides. RefSeq names its product transcription initiation factor TFIID subunit 10. Gene Ontology annotation, molecular function: promoter-specific chromatin binding; RNA polymerase II general transcription initiation factor activity. Gene Ontology annotation, biological process: transcription initiation at RNA polymerase II promoter. The record is from RefSeq and is a predicted model, not a curated record. Lineage: Eukaryota; Viridiplantae; Streptophyta; Magnoliopsida; Ericales; Theaceae. Gene Ontology annotation, cellular component: SAGA complex; transcription factor TFIID complex; nucleus.
CCCAACAUCCACCGAUGAUAGGUUAUUUCUCCACUAUACAAUCCUGUUAAAUCUGCUGUCCAACCGGUGACUCGCUCCAACCAGCAGACCGGCAGGGUUGAAAAUCCCUCUAUAUAUUCCAAAUUAGGGCUCAAAUCAAAUCAAUUGACGAUCGAUCUGUAAAUCAAUCUCUCUCUCAUCCGCGAUUGAUCCCCUCAUCUCUGUUCACUCAAGUCCAGGUGCGACAUCUUGUUCUCCGGCGACGGCGGCUAAAGUUCAGGUUUCCUUAACAAUCAGGGUUUUAGAACAUUGGUAAGAAGGCCUACCUCGCAGUUCAAAGGGGGAGAGAGAGUUAGGACAAGCAAAGAUGAACCACAAUCAGCAAUCGAGUGAUGGCAGGCACGAUGAUGAUACUGUGCUCUCUGAUUUCCUUGCGUCCUUGAUGGACUACACCCCCACUAUUCCAGACCAAUUGGUGGAGCAUUACUUGGCAAAAAGUGGGUUCCAAUGUCCCGAUGUUCGAUUAAUCAGACUGGUAGCUGUUGCUACGCAGAAGUUUAUUGCAGAGGUUGCAACUGAUGCUCUUCAGCAAUGCAAGGCAAGGCAGGCAGCUGUAGUCAAGGACAAGAGGGAUAAGCAGCAAAAGGAUAAGCGUUUAAUCUUGACAAUGGAGGACCUCUCCAAGGCUCUGCGUGAGGUAAGCACUUUAGUGCUUCAAGCAGUAUUGCUAUCAAGAGUCAAAUUUAUGCCAACCAACCUCAAAAUGACAAUAUCAUGUUUCUCGUUGUAAUUGAGCAGUAUGGCGUGAAUGUGAAGCAUCAAGAGUAUUUUGCUGAUAGCCCCACAGCUGGGUUGGAUCCUGCUUCAAGAGAUGAAUGAGUAUGAGCUCAGUGCCUUGUAUCUGUAAAAACAAAUACUUCAUGGUGGCUUGCAUUUUGAAUUCAACUUUUAACUAAUUUGCAAGGCUAUGAAAAUACACCAUUAUUUUUACAUAUUAUGUCAUCAAUCUGUAGAUGAUUUCAUUUCAUGGUCUUGUUGCUACACAAUUAGGUAGAUGCAGUUAUCCUGUUUUCUUAGUAUCUCUCUCCCCUCGACAAAAAGAAAAAAAAAAUGGAAA